AUGUACAGCGUCGCGAUGAAUACAGACGGGACCCGAGCUUUAUCAGGAUCAGAUGACAGGACAUUGAGGAUGUGGGACGUGGAGAUGGGAUGGAAGGAGGAUGCAGCCAAGACCAGUCACAGUGCGGCAGUGACGUGCAUUUCAGUUAGCGAAAACGGGAAACGUGUUGUGUCGGGUUCGGAGGACAGAACGGUUCGGACAUGGGACGCGCAGAGCGGUAAUGAAAUUGGGAAUCCGAUGCCCGUUCCCAGGGCAGCUGUGCUAAGUGUGGCGAUGAGUGCGAAUGGAAGACGUGCGAUUUCUGGGUGUGAUGAUGGAUGGAUUCGCUGCUGGGAUGUGGGAACGGGAUCUCAGCUUGGGGAGGCGAAGGCUGGGGACGGGAGUCGUGUGAACAGCGUUGCGAUCGACGGGGAUGGGAGGUUUGCUCUCUCUGGAUCCGAGAACCGCAGCGUGCAAGUUUGGGAUGUGGAGAGGGGAUUACGAUUGCGGAGCUUGCUAUCGGACCAUACGAGUGGAGUGUGGAGUGUUGCGAUGAGCUCUGACGGUACACGUGCGAUAUCUGGGUCAGGUGACGGCGAAGUGCUACUAUGGGACACAAAGUCGGGAUCAAGAGUGGGGGACAGUAAGAGCGGGCACAGCGGUGGUGUAGAGAGCGUUGCGAUGAGUGCAAACGGGAGACGAGCGAUUUCUGGCUCCAGCGAUGGGACGAUAAUGUUUUGGGACGUGGACACCGGGUUGCAGGCUGGCGAAACAUUCCAAGGUGAUGGAACUCCAAUUGAGAGCGUCGCAGCAUCUGCGAACGGGGGGAUGGCGGUGUCUGGUUGUUCUAACGGACGAGUCGUGAUCUGGAACGCGGAAAGUGGGUCGCAAGUAGGAAAGGCAAUGACUAGGCAUACUGAAUCGUUGUCGAGUGUUGCAAUAAGCGAUGAUGGAACUCGUGCCGUAUCACGGUCUGAGGACAAUGCUGCGGUUGUGUGGGACACAAAGACGCAGACGCAAGUCGGACAAAUACUGACUGGCCACACAGACUGGGUUAGGAGCGUUGUUAUGAGUGGGAACGGAAGUUUGGUGGUGUCAGGGUCGGACGACAAGACCGUACGGGUCUGGGAUGUGAAUACGGGGUUGCAGGUCGGCGAAGCAAUGGCUGGCCACACAAGUGAUGUAAGUUGCGUGGCAACAAGCUCUGAUGGGAAUCAUGCAAUCUCGGGUUCAUAUGACGGAAGCACCCGGAUAUGGGAUCUGAAGAAGGGUUUAGAAGUCACCACAACCGGACACACAGGCCCGGUACGAUGCGUUGGGAUCAACACUGACGGAAGUCGUGCGGUCUCUGGAUCAUUUGACAACUCGGUGUUGGCUUGGGAUGUGGAGACCGGGCUACGUGUCGGGAAAGCGAUGAUUGGUCACACUCGACCGGUGUGGAGCGUUGCCGUAAGCUCCGAUGGACGACGUACUGUAUCUGGUUCGAAAGACGGAAGCGUUCGUGCUUGGGAUACAGAGAGCGGGGCACAAAUAUGCAGAGCCUUCCGUGGACAUGAAGGAUGGGUGUGGAGCGUUGCGAUAAGCGCCGAUGGGGAAUGGGCGGUAUCUGGGGGAGAGGACAAGACAGUGCGGCUUUGGGACUUGCAGGCUGGAGCACAAUCCGGCAAGGCACUUACCGGACACACGGAAGGUGUCCGGAAGGUAGCGAUCGGAGCAGACGGAGGACGCGUUAUCUCAGGGUCUUGGGACGAUACAGUUCGAGUGUGGGAUGUGGCCAAGGGCACUUGCGACAAGAUCAUGACCGACAUCGAUUGGCAGAGGGCCUGCUUUCGUUCGCUGGUGAUAGAGAAUGAUGCCAGCGUCAGCAUCAUGCCUACCAGGGAGGUGCGGGAUAUAUACUGUGAUGACGAAAACAAGAUCAUGUACCGUCGCCACGAUGGUGUGGAAGUUGUUCUGGCACGAUUCGACGUCGCAGUGGAGAAAGCCGUGUUUCACGUCGAUCAUCGACGUGGGAUUGUGGGUGUCGGUCUUAGAAAUGGCAUGGUAGCUAUCUUGAGGCUUGUACGAUGA
Chondrus crispus (carragheen) is the source of this 2049-nucleotide messenger RNA. RefSeq names its product WD-40 repeat-containing protein. The coding region runs from base 1 to 2049 and encodes 682 amino acids. Gene Ontology annotation, molecular function: protein binding. The record is from RefSeq and is a predicted model, not a curated record. The transcript has a single exon. Lineage: Eukaryota; Rhodophyta; Florideophyceae; Gigartinales; Gigartinaceae.